Brachypodium distachyon (stiff brome) is the source of this 1247-nucleotide messenger RNA. Its product is annotated as B3 domain-containing protein Os06g0194400. The transcript is spliced from 7 exons. The record is from RefSeq and is a predicted model, not a curated record. Lineage: Eukaryota; Viridiplantae; Streptophyta; Magnoliopsida; Poales; Poaceae. Gene Ontology annotation, molecular function: DNA binding. The coding region runs from base 129 to 812 and encodes 227 amino acids.
GCCAGUCUAAUUUAUUGGCCGCCGCAGCUUUCCUUUCUCGUCUCCUUCCCCAUUCUGCCCUGUUCAUCUCCAAAAUCUCCCAAACAGCUGAAGCAGAGGAACAAAUCGAGGGAAAAAAGAGGCAGGAAAUGGCUGGAGCAAUCCCGUACGAGGAGCAGCGCAGGAGGCAGGUGGAGGAGAACAAGCGCAAGCUGGAGGAGCUGCGCCUGCACCACCUCUCCGCCGCCGUCCGCGAGGCCGCCGCCAAGCCGUCACCGGCCAAGUCGCUGAAGCGGAAGUCGCGAGCGCAGGGGGAAGCCGGCCAGGACGUCCCGCUCCGGCGGUCCGGCCGUGUCGCCAGCCUUCCGGAACAGCCCAAGUACCGCUACGAGGAUUCCUUGGCCUUCGAGAAGAAGCCUAGGAGGACGUACAGCACCAGGAAGGACUUAACAAAUCGAGUGUACGCGACCGACGAGGCCAGGGACUAUACCAUCACCAAGGCCGAAGAGCUGCAGGACAAAUUGGGUUCCGACUAUCCCAUUUUUGUCAAGCCCAUGACGCAAUCUCAUGUCACCGGAGGGUUCUGGCUGGGCCUUCCGACGCAGUUCUGCCGGAAGUAUCUACCAAAGCGUGAUGAGAGGAUAAUUUUGGUGGAUGAGGAGGAUGAUGAGUCUGAAACGCUCUACCUUGCGCUUAAGAGGGGCCUCAGUGCUGGGUGGAGGGGGUUCGCCAUUGAUCACAAGCUGGUUGAUGGUGAUUGCUUGGUGUUCCAGCUGAUUGAGAGGACAAAGUUCAAGGUUUACAUAAUUAGAGAAAGUUCCUACUAUGAAUGACGAUUGAUCAAGGCAUGAGAUUGUAGAAUUGCGCUUACAGCAGUUAUGCAAGUCUUCUACUGGAUUAGAUCUGCCUGGAGGGAUUGGAUCAAACAAGUUCACAAGUGGAGAUCGUGAACCGUUUUUAGCCUUUCGGGUGACAGGCAACAUUAAAAAUAUUAACUUAUCGGAUUCGCCUAUUAGUUAUGUUGGACUGCAAGUGUAAGACAUUCACAGUUGAGAAGUCUGAACUGUGUAAGGGGUUUCUAUGGAAACCGAUGACACUUGCAAAUUGUAUGUAACUGCUAGUGCAACCGACGACAGUUGUGAAGUCUGAUGCCACAUCCUAGUUUUCGUACAACCACUCUUUGUGAUGCCCAAUUUAAUGUACUGUGCAGUUUGCGAGAUUUCUUUCGCUCCUGAUUUACCUUCAAUCAUUCCGUGAUCAUAUGUGCA